AUGGCAAAGGAUGAGUCUGACGACGUGCUGCCGGACAAGGACGCGGCAAAGGGAUUCUACGCCAAGUACGAGCCUAAGGAGAUCCUGGGCAGGGGAAUAUCUUCUACUGUGAGAAGAUGCAUAGAGAAAGAGACAGGAAGAGAGUAUGCAGCUAAAAUUAUAGAUAUCAGCAAUGAGACUAAUGAGGAUGGACAUACUAUGAAGGAUGCUACAUUACAAGAAGUACAGAUACUUCGUAGAGUAGCUGGACAUCCAUAUAUCAUUGAAUUGCAUGAUGUUUUUGAAUCUAGUACAUUUAUAUUCUUAAUUUUUGAAUUGUGCAAGAAUGGAGAAUUAUUUGAUUAUCUUACAUCGGUUGUGACUCUUUCUGAAAAGAAGACGCGUUAUAUCAUGAGACAAGUAUUCGAGGGUGUCCAGCACAUACACAAUCAAGGAAUAGUGCAUAGAGAUUUAAAACCUGAGAAUAUAUUACUUGACGAUAACUUGAAUGUAAAGAUAACAGACUUUGGAUUUGCCAGAAUAUUGAAUCCUGGAGAAAAAUUGGAAGAUCUUUGUGGGACACCUGGCUAUCUAGCACCAGAAGUAUUAAAGUGUAGUAUGUUUGAAAAUAUGGAAGGUUACGGAUUUGAAGUUGACAUAUGGGCUUGUGGCGUGAUUAUGUUUACACUGUUAGUUGGCUGCCCUCCAUUUUGGCAUCGGAAGCAAAUGGUUAUGCUUAGAAACAUAAUGGAAGGAAAAUAUUCAUUUACCUCUCCUGAAUGGACUGAUAUAACAGAAGCUCCAAAGGAUUUAAUAAGAAAGUUGCUGGUUGUUGAUCCAAGGAGAAGAAUUUCUAUAAAGGAUGCACUGGAACAUUCAUUCUUUCACACUGUUUUAUGGGAUCAAGACAUCUCUCCUCUAAAACGUUCACUGUCAUCUAAUUCGCGACGUCUGAGUAGGAUAUCUCAAUUAGCUUUGGAAUUGAAGGCAAAAUCAUUCAAUGCUAGGAAGAGAUUCCAAUUGGCAAUUGUUUGUGUGAGAGCUGCUAUUCGUAUUAAACGACUUCACAUCACGCCUGAACCUCUUUCGACACAUGUAGCAUGUACCGAUCCAUAUAGAAUAAAAAUUCUACGAAAGGUGAUUGAUGGCUGCGCGUUUCGUGUCUAUGGACAUUGGGUGAAGAAAGGAGAGGGCCAGAAUCGUGCAGCACUUUUCGAAAACACACCAAAAACGGAAUUGAAACACCUAUAUGUUAGUAAUUUAAGUAGAUAACUAUUAUUUUGUUCAAUCGUUUUAGUUAAAUUUACUGAUACUAGAAUCUCGACGGUCCUAAUGAAAUAUGUAUCAAUUAGAUGUAAUUAUAAAAUAUUCGAAAGCAGACUUUUUUUUAGAUUGAACUGUAAUGGAUAAAUAGUGCUUGGACUGAUCAGAUUUUUAUUUAAUCUUAUAAGGUUUUCUCUUUGUAAUACUUUUAAUCAAUUGGUAUAUUGAUUAAAACUAAAAUAGCAAAAAAAUUUGUGGAAAAUAUUUCAAUUUUGAGUCGGAAAGUAUAAAACAUUUUCUGAUAAUAUUUUUGUUUUACAAUAUAUGCUACUUAUCACAUACAAUGACUUGUGAUAAAGAGUAAAUUAUUAAAUAUUAUUUAAAUUUUUGUUCUCAAUUUUCAAAGCAAAACAAUAUAUUUAAUUAUAAAAAAGACGUAUUUCUAUAACUAUAAACAAUGACACUUUGUGACUUAUUACAUAACAUAGAAUGAAUAAUAUAUAUAAUAUUAAUACGUGUUAUUUUUGCAAAAUGUAUUCCAAGUUAAAGUUAGGUGUAAAAAAAUAGAUAUUUGUGUUACAAGUGAGAGAAAUCGGCCAUUUCCUUUUUCAAGUGCAUUCACGAGUAGGAAAUAAUCGAUUCGCACAUGUUAUACACAAUAUCUUUUGUUACCUGUGCGUCAAAGUGUGGUCCUUGAGUGUGAAUUGAUAGAUUAGCCAAGAUUAAGUUCGUAAAAGCGACGAAAUGCGUGUCGCGAGAUGACCUGUGAUACGACGCGAGUCAUUCAGAAUGAAGACAAAGGUGUGGAAAAAUGAUCAAGCGUGAGGGAUUUGGGGGAAUAAUUGUACGGAAAUGAUUCCUGUACAACUAUUUCCGCAUGUUUGAUCGGUAAGGGAAUGAGUUACUUGUGCGAGAAAAACUGUCCAUGUACAAUUGGCGAUUUUACGGCCAGUAGAGGGUCACGAAAAGAACCACUUUUGACGCACAAAAAAUGUUUUCAGAAAUGAAUUUUUAGAUUAAUUUUCAUUAGGGGACAUACAAUAUUUCAUGUAAAAUCUAGUCACAAUUUUUGUACAAAUAAAGUUGUCUUAAAGCACAUAGGUUGAUACAUUUUUGUAACAAAAUUAAUACGCAAAUCGACCAAAAUUUAUUUGUACAAUGUUUAAAAAAAAAUUAAUUUUAGAUAUUCUUAAAUUUAUUUCGCAAAAACUUUUUCCAAGCUAUCACCAUAGUUAUCAUCAUGUGUCACUUCUGUCAUUUGUAUUCCUUCGCCUUUGUUACUGUUUGUUAUAGUUACACUAUAUUUUCUUUGUAUGCACAUAAAAUAAAAUAGGUAUAUGAUAAUCGA
Messenger RNA from Monomorium pharaonis (pharaoh ant), 2590 nucleotides. It is a transcript of the gene PhKgamma, whose product is annotated as phosphorylase b kinase gamma catalytic chain, skeletal muscle/heart isoform. Gene Ontology annotation, molecular function: ATP binding; calmodulin binding; phosphorylase kinase activity. The transcript is spliced from 9 exons. Lineage: Eukaryota; Metazoa; Arthropoda; Insecta; Hymenoptera; Formicidae. The coding region runs from base 1 to 1251 and encodes 416 amino acids. Gene Ontology annotation, biological process: protein phosphorylation; glycogen biosynthetic process. Gene Ontology annotation, cellular component: phosphorylase kinase complex. The record is from RefSeq and is a predicted model, not a curated record.